GAAGUAUUCAUCGCACAGUCCAAAUAGCAACAAUGCCGAGACUACACCAGCUGAUGGUGCUCCUGAUCACCUGUAAUACUGUGACGAGUGAAAUAAAAAAUGUUGGAUGGUGGAAAAAUGCUGUGUUCUAUCAGAUUUACCCCAGAAGUUUCCAGGACGCCAAUGGUGAUGGCUACGGUGACCUGAAGGGAAUUACAAACAGAUUAGAACAUUUCAAAGAUACCGGAAUCGAUGCGGUUUGGCUGUCGCCGAUUUAUGCCAGUCCCAUGGUGGAUUUUGGUUACGACAUCUCCGAUUUUCGAAAAAUUCAACCAGAAUACGGAACAGACGCGGAUUUCAAAGAAUUGAUGACAAAAGCUAAGAAAUUAGGGAUAAAGGUAGUUAUGGAUUUAGUGCCUAAUCAUACAUCUGACGAGCACGAGUGGUUCCAAAAAAGUCUCAACCAAACCGAUAAAUACAAGGAUUAUUACAUCUGGGUUAAUAAACCGGUUGGUAAUGCAGUUAUAAACAAUUGGAUUAGUGUCUUCGGGGGUUCCCCCUGGAACUGCACCUCACCGCGCCAACAAUGCUAUUUCCAUCAAUUCCACUACAAACAGCCGGACUUGAAUUUCCGAAACGAGGAAGUCAAACGAGAAAUGGAAGACGUAAUUAAAUACUGGUUAGACCAAGGAAUAGAUGGCUUCCGUGUUGAUGCAGUUCCUCACUUAUACGAAGUGGAAAAUCUUCUGGAUGAACCGAGGACAUAUGCAACUGGAGUCACUUCUGCCGAAUACGCUUACUUGAACCAUGUGCACACGAAGGAUCAACCCGAGACCUACGCGUUGGUGAAAUCUUGGCGGAAGGUGUUGGAUGAUUACGCAAACAAUACCAAUUCCGAUGAGAAGGUGAUGAUGACUGAGGCAUACACGACGCUGGGAAACACAACAAGAUUCUAUGACAGCGGUUCCCACGUUCCAUUCAACUUCUUCUUCAUAACUGGUGCAAAUCGCAAUUCAACACCGGAUCAGUUCAAAUCGAUUAUCGAUAAUUGGCUCGAAGAAACGGCAAAGAGAAAUGGAGCCGCUGCCAAUUGGGUGAUGGGUAAUCACGACAGACCACGAACAGAAAGUAGAUAUCCGGGCCGAGGAGAUCAGAUGACAAUGCUUGCCAUGAUUUUACCAGGAGUCACUGUGACGUACUACGGUGAAGAGAUAGGAAUGGUUGAUAAAACAGACAUCACCUUUGAAGAAACUCAAGAUCCCCAGGGCUGCAAUGCUGGACCAGAUAAGUUCAAAGAAAAAUCCCGUGAUCCCAACAGAACUCCAAUGCAGUGGGACAACAGCACGAAUGCUGGUUUCAACAACGGGACAAAACCCUGGAUUCCUGUACAUGAAAAUUAUCGCACACUGAAUCUGGCUGUGCAGAAAGCUGCCAAGGCUUCUCAUUACAAGAUUUACCAAAAACUCAUUCGUCUGAAGAAGACAAAAGCAGCACUUAUUACUGGUAAAACUCAAGCUCUGGUAUCUGCUGACAAGAAAUCGCUUCUGGUGGUCAGAUCUACCGACACAGAAGUCGUAGUUUUAAUCAUCAACUUCUCGGAUACUCAGGCUGUCACUAUCAAUCUGUUAACCCAAUUGCCUUCGCUUGCGUCUGCUGGACUCGUUGAAGUUGCCACUCUGGAUUCACCGAUUAAAGAAGGGUCGGCUGUCAACCUGAAGAAACUGUCAAUCGCAGCCAAACAAUCUCUCGUUGUGUCCGCCAAGAUUAAAAAAUAAAAAGUGAUGCAAAUUCUUCGUGAAAAAUAAAUCGAUAUCUUUGGAAAAAUCAUAUCGAAAUUACGAAUUAUAUAGUUAUUUCAUAAAUAUAUAUAUGUUAUAACGAACUUGUGAAAUACAUACUUGAUGAUGAAAAUGUUA
Fopius arisanus is the source of this 1895-nucleotide messenger RNA. RefSeq names its product maltase 1. The record is from RefSeq and is a predicted model, not a curated record. Bases 33 to 1754 code for a protein of 573 amino acids. Lineage: Eukaryota; Metazoa; Arthropoda; Insecta; Hymenoptera; Braconidae. Gene Ontology annotation, biological process: carbohydrate metabolic process. The transcript has 8 exons.